UUGGAAACCUGAUUUCUCUUUUGAUCGUGUUAAAAAAACUAAACAAGAACAAUAACGAAACAUAUCUUGUCCAGAAUUACAUUUUUGGUUUAUAAAACUCAAAAGAAAGGUUAAAAGAUCACUUUCGAAAAAUAUAUUUUGAACAUGGAUGUUCAAAAUUUGCUGAAAAUAAGAUUACAUUGAUACUAAGUAUUAAAAACCAAAUACUCAAAUGCAAAAUUCGAUCUAGAAUGGAAUAUUUAACUAGAGAUAUAUACCAUAAUACAAUAAUAUGUACGAAAAAGAACAAUAAUAUGAAAAUUGAAAACAUCAUAUUGUGUUGUAUACAGUGUUCCAAUUCAAAUCAGUAGAACAUACUUUAUUUAUUUGAUAUGAAUCUAUACACGACAUGUAAAUAAGAGGCAACUAAUAAUCUAAUAUUCCAUUACAUAUCUAUAUACCCGAAUUGUGUGUAUUUUUUAAUGCGAUGCUUUGUUUUGAUAGAAGCAUUAAAAUCUGAUACAAAAUGAUUUUAUUUUUAAUAGCAGCUGAUGUUUUAAAAAUAUUCCUCAACUAGUUGUGAGAAUUAAAUACUGAUGUGAAUAUAAAUUUUGGAAAUGGUUUUCAUUUACUGAUUCACUUGCAUCUCUAGUUUUUUGUAUUAAAUAAUGUUGCUGGUUUUUUUUAAUGCAGAACCCAAAAUUCCACAAGCUUUAUAUUUAGAACCUAAAUUAUAUAGGAUCAGAAAUUUCCAAUUUUUUCCAAGCACGAGUUUAUAGAUUCCACUUUUGUAUUCUCUUUGGAGUUGAAAUUCACUUCUGGCAUUGUAACACAUAUCAUGUUCAGAAGUGCGUUUUAGAUAUUACUUUUUUUAAUGAAACAUUAUAACAAUAAUUUUGGUCCUCAUGAAGAUUAUUCAGUUCUUAAUAUAAUAUGUCCACUGAAAUUUCGAAGUUCCAAGUAAUAGAUAUGUUUCAUUCCAAAUUUACAAUUUCUUUUCGAUCUUCAUGAUUUUAUCCAAAUAUUUAUAUAACAAAUUAUGGCCCAUGUUUUAAGUGAUGAUGAUGUUACAUACACAAGUUUUGAGGGUAUUGAAAUAUUUGAAACAUUUGAAGAAGGAUUAGGUCAUCACAGACCCGUCUCCCUUAAAUCAUACCAUUCCUUAGAAUCUGAUACCACGAAUGCCAAAGCCAUUUUAAAAGAUCCUCCAUCAUGGAUAAGUGAAGAUUUUCAAUCAAUACAUCCAAAUAAUGCAUCUAAUGUUCUAAACUGCAACACUAAUCCACAUCCAAAGGAAUAUCUAAACCAGUUAUCUGCCUUAAACAACUACAUUCUAAAUAUAAAUACAACUGAUAUCUUCAACCAAUGUACACCAAAUGCACAACCAUUUCAAAAAACACCAAAGCUCAAUCAAAGCCACAACAUAACAAACAAAUCAAAUGCAACUAAUAUAAGAGAAAGUAAACGGACUUUGCUUAAUUGUGAAGUGAAUAAUAAUCCAGUGUUUUACUUUGGUGAAUCAAGUCUUGCAAAUAAACGUUUCAAAGGUGUCAAUCACAACAACCAAGCUCCAUUGACAACCACAAACAUUUCUCAAGUAGAUAUAGAUCAGAUAGUGCAAGAAAUGAAUGAAAACAAUGAAAAUCAAGGACAUCAUUCAAAUAUGAAUCCUAAUGUAGAUUGGAAUAUUGUGCCACAACAUGGUUUGCCUCUCCUUGAUUUUAAUAUAAACAAUGACUUCUAUGUGGAUCCCACCAACGUUGAUUCAAUAGAUACAUCGGAUUUUGAUUUAUCCUCAUCUUCUAAUUGUGGAUCACAAAAUUUUAACAAGUUAGAUGUAAUUCAAGAACAUGUGCCAUCAAAUUACAUACAACCAUUACAAGAACAUGGUUUGAGUGAGGAACUAGAAACCUCUAGAAACCAUAAUAUACCACCAAUUAAUGCAAUGCCUAAUACAAUUUUUGAUUUUGAUUUAGAUUUUGAAGAUUGUUUACUGGAUCCAUUGAUAAGUGAUGUUGCAUCAAGUAGUGAUGCACUUGAUAAUGAGAAUGAUUUGGUUGCGUAUAGAAAAUCCUUUUCCAAAGUUGUUGAACAUUAUGAAAGUCAUAGUACAGAAUAUGCAAAUAGCAAUUUGAACUCUUACAAUCAAAACCUUGAAAACAUACAAUUGUCAUUAGAGAGUGUAAUAACACAUGCUCAUAGCUGCAAUAAUUACAUUGAGGAUGAAAAUCAAAUUGCCAAUACCUAUACAUUACCUCUUCAAGUUAGUGAUACACGUAAUAAUGAAAAGAACAAUAAAAAUAUUGAAUUAUUUAUAGCAUUAUCUACACAAAAGAGUAGAAAAAAAUAUUUUCCAAUUGAAUUACAAUUGAACACAACUACUACUACAGAAGACAUCUUUAGAAUGUUGAAGACUUUCAAUUUAGAUACGAGAGGUUUUGAAAAGGAUGGAAUUUCUACCUCAUGUGAUUUUUUAUUUAAAGAAAAAAAUGUGGAAGAUGUUACAAGUAAUGUUGGAUAUGAGAGUGAAUGGAAGAAACAAGCUCAAGAUGAAAUGCUCAUGGCUUGUCAAAAUACUCCACAAGCUCUAGACAUUCAAGGUAUUGGAGCGAGUGAUGACAUUGUUGGAAAUGCCAUGUUUGCAAAAUCAAACAACGAUGAUGAAUGGAGAAAAACAUCCAAAAGGGAGAUCCAAGAAAAAGCUUUGACAUAUGUCAAUGGGAUCAUACCUCAAGAGUGGAACAAAAUGCCAAAUCCACAGUUGAUUGGAAUGUGUAUGUCAAUGUUUUCAAAAGAACAAUUGACAAAAGCUUGGGAUGUUAUAUACAAUAAUGAGGCUUUGAAAUCUAAUUCUCUUUGGUCUUUACCAAAUGUGAACACAAACGUUUGGAAUCCCAUAAUGUAUCGUGAUGAAAAGUCAAGGAUGUAUCAAAAAUAUUUCCCAGUUGUAAUGGAAUCAAAAACAUUAAAAAUUUUGGCCUUUGAUUACAAGAAUCAUGCCCAUGUGGAUGAUAUGAUUCAAGAUUCUAAAAUGGAAGGAUGGACUAUAAUGCCAAGUUUGGAUUGGAUAAAAUCAAAAAUAGCCACAAGCAUAAUUGCAGCCAAAAAUGGAUUAGUGGUUUGUGAUAGUUUAAAACCACCACCAUCAAUCAUCCAAAUAAACCAUAAAUCAGUUCUCUAUGUUGGUGCAAAAAGUGAAUCAUAUCAAAAGAAAAUAGUGGAUAAGUAUCAAACAUUGCUCACUAUAAUCAAUCCACUAACUCAUGAAUAUUUCUUUUUGCCACCUAUUCCUUUUCAUGUUCAUCGACAAAAAGUGGGAUAUUUAGAUUUUUUACCAAAAUACUAUCAAUUAUUUAUUCUUGGAACCUCAACAGUUGAUGCUCUCAAAGCCGAAGGGAGAGAGCAUGGAAGCAAUGAGAGAGUGGUAGCACAAAAUCAAACCAAAUAUGUGGUGUCCCUUGCAAUUUAUAGUUCCCUUCAUCAACUUUGGAUAUAUUUUGAUUCUUUUGAGAAUGUCAGAGUUCAUCAUUUUGGAGGACGUGGGUGUUUUGCAGUCAUGAAUUAUGGAUUGUAUUUUGGAGGAAUAAAAAUGGACCCUCAACUUCCAACAUCUAUAACUAAUCAAAUGGCCUCCGUAUUCUACAUCAAUUGUAGCAACAACAGGCGCCAAUUCUUGUCCUAUCCAUUUUUAAUACAAGGUAUUGGGGAUAUUCAAAUUCCAGAACCACCAAAAGUGAUCAAAGUGGCAAACAACAAAAUAUAUGCUGUCACACGUGAAACAGUAAAAAAGCUCAAAAACCAAACAAAUUGCAUUAUGAUGGUCGAAAUAGUAUUAAAUGAUGAUGGCUCGCCCACUGGAGAAUAUGCUCCAGUUAUAAACGGUGUAAUGCCUGAAAAAUAUACUGAAAAACUGUUUCAGAAAGUGCCUUCUGUAAAAGGACGUGCAGUAUAUCAAGUUUAUAGCUGCGGUGAUUUGAUAGCUUUCAAAGCAGAAUACCCUGUUUUUGUAUUAUAUGAUGUGAACACAAGCAACUGGAGAUUGACAAAUUAUGAAACAGAUGUAGUUGCUGGAAUCAAAAGAAAUUAUGUGAUAUUUGAAGGUAUGUAUCAACCUGAUUGGUUGGCUGGACCUUAAGAUUUAGGUGAGAUGGUUUAUUUGUUAUUUUUACAUGAUAAAUGGUAUGAUUUCAGAAAAGAGGAGAACUUAAACAUAUUUAGAUUAUAGAUCAUUUUUUUUCAAAGAUUAAAAAUCACAAUCAAAUAUCUGAAGCCCAUUUCUGCUGCACUUAUAAUGAAAAAAGAAUGUUUUUAAAUUUCGUAAUGAAUUGAUUGUAACUGCAAACACUAGAUCAUUUUGCUGUAAAUAUAUGAAACUUCAAAGCAUCAUAUGGAAACAUGUAGCAGAAAAGUCGAAGAAGGAAAUUUACAUUCAGACAUUCGUAAACGACAUAAUUUUCAGUUCUGUGAGGACAUCAAGAUUAUACAUAAGCAAUUUUUUUUAAUAAUAAAGACGAUAUUAGAAUUCUAUUCUUUCCCCAAAAAGGAAGUAUUAUGACCAUGAGACAGUUUGUAAUCCACGAGAGUCCCAAUCCUCUCCACGACGAGAAGAAGAUGGUCAUAAGCUAAAGAGUUCCACUUCGAAUGGUGCAGCAAAGUGGUGCCGACAAUCAACGAUGAAUCGUCUUAUUUAUUCUCCACUUGACUCAACUUUUGCGGAGGUUUGUAUCUGUAUCCCUGCUUGGUUUGGAUUGCAGGAUUGCAGGAUUGCAGACUCGAUUCCUAGCGUUGAAUGUGGUCUCGAAGUUCCCAUCCAGAAGAGUUUGAAGAUCAGCUGCAGCAGCGUUUCGUUGUUCAUGGCGAAAUGUGUGAUGGAUAUUGAACUAGUAAAGUUUCGAGGGGAAGUUCCUAGCGCGUGAUUGGUGACGUAUGGUCCGGUGCUUUGGUCAGAGUGCAUCAGUGUGGUUUCCAGGUACGAAAUUUUGUGUGAUAAAAGUGCGAGAUUAAACGAAACUGCAGCUGCUGUUAUUUGCGAUGAAUUCGUUUCAAAAGUUGCUAAUUUGUGUACUGAAAGGGGAUUCGGAGUUCACGAGGAGCGUCCAUACAUAUGCUUACAGGGGUUCGCGGACAUGGGAAGAACGAAAUUUGGAAGAAAGGGAGGUCUCUGAGCUCAUACUCUUUCAAAUCUUUCAACAUCAGUUUCCAGACAAAUUUAUUGACGAGGUUGUGAUGAUUACGGCGGUGGUGAUGGUUCGAUAAAAAAGUGUCCCCUGUAGAAAUUUGACAAUGUGGAGUUGUAGCAAUCACUGUAACCAGAGCUGCACUCCUUCAGAGAAUAUUACAACAAUGUGGUGAAGUCUCUCUUGAGGCCAGGGUGAUCAACCAUUAGUUUGGGGCUGCUAAUCCAAACGACCAAUUGAAGUUCAAUUGAAUCAACCUGCAUCAGAAUUGUUGUCUCUACAUCAUAAAUUGGUUAAAAUUUGUUGCAUUAGCAAAAUUUGGUGCUUGGGUGGUGACUACUUUGCCAUCCACUGGAAUUCACACCACUAUCAUUAAAGAGCUCUAAAAGUUGAUUCAAAUUGAUUGUUAUUCAUUAUUAGGAUUUGAUUGACCAAGUUUAGAAUAAAUCAUCAAUUGUAUUUGAGAAGUAUUCAAACUUAAGCACAUCAAAUAGAAGUGGUCAUCAAAUAGCUUCAUUUCCAUAUAAUCAAGAUUGAUGUAUAUGGCCAUGACAACAAUUGAAUCAUGACAAACUAACAAUCUUAUGCAAGUAAUUAUAACUU
Messenger RNA from Physcomitrium patens, 5759 nucleotides. NCBI's taxonomy places the organism in Eukaryota, Viridiplantae, Streptophyta, Bryopsida, Funariales, Funariaceae. The record is from RefSeq and is a predicted model, not a curated record.